Molecule: messenger RNA, 3125 nt
Organism: Aplysia californica (California sea hare)
Lineage: Eukaryota; Metazoa; Mollusca; Gastropoda; Aplysiida; Aplysiidae
Product: serine-rich adhesin for platelets
Biological process (GO): positive regulation of DNA-templated transcription
Cellular component (GO): nucleus
Molecular function (GO): DNA-binding transcription factor activity
Source: RefSeq, a predicted model, not a curated record
GCGUUCCCCGAGUAACACAUCUCACACCAGCGACAGUUCAGCCAGACGGAACAACGACCGGCCACUGGUCAAGGAUGGAGACCCUGACACGUCCACGUCAGACACCCACACACCAAUGAACCUGUCCCUCUCAGACCGCGCCUCAUCUCCACGUGACACAGACCACGCCCCCUCACGUGAUCGUGACGUCAUACCGGCCCGGAAGCGGUCACAUCACAGUCGCGGGUUCAGUCAGGCUAGCGGAGGUGAGGAGGAUGAUGGGACGGAAGACGAGGAAGAAGAGGAGGAGAAGCAGAAGAAGAAGAAGAAGAAGAAGAGGGGAGGGAAGGAAAAGAGAAAUGUCUCCCCGGAUUCCUCCACGCCUUUCAGAUCGGCUUCUCGUUUGUCGUCUUCGUCAUCGUCGUACUUAUCAUCUUCAUCGUCGUCGUUGUCGUCGUCGUCUGCUUUGCUUUCCCCCACUUCAUCAUCAGCUGUUGCGGUGAACACCUCGGCAGAAUCCCUCGCCAGCCACCAGCUCUCGCCCGCUCCCUCCGCCCCAAAGACAAUAAACUCUGCCCCAGCUGCUAUAUCUUUCCCCGUCAGCGCCAUGUUGACUCAUGAUGAUGAUGAUGAUGAUGAUGAUGAUGAUGAUGACGACGAUGGUGCUAAAAAUAGAAGCGGUCGGGGAGGGGGGAGAAAGCGAUCGCCAUCACCGGGUUAUGAGAAAUCGUCAGGGAGAUUUGACGGGUCAAAGAAUUUGUCGUCGUCGUCGUCGUCCUCAAAAUAUUUGUCGCCAUCUGCGAAGAAUUUAUCGUCGUCAUCAUCGUCUGCUAAGAGGUCGCAAUCGUUAUCGCCCUCAGGUCACAUGACCCACCAUCAUCGUGACAGCAAUGUCGAUGAUGACAACGACAACAACAACAAUAACAACAGCAACAACGACAACAACAGCAACAACAACAACAUCAUUUCUAGUAUGGCUCAUGUCAACGACCACAACGAGCGACUCGACUAUCCCUAUCAUAGAUUCGACCUCACACCCCCUGAGUCAUCGCCAGUGUCAUCGUUUGAGCGUUACUACCUCUCUGCAGCAGCGGCAGUUGCAGCACUUUCAGCGCCAUCAUCGUCAUCUUCAUCAUCAUCACCAGUGGGAACAGCAUCAGCAACCGCAGCAACAGCAGCAUCAAUUACAAGAAGGGAAGAAGACAACAUUCCCUUGCCCAGACACUGCAGUCAGAUGUCCCCGCCCCCCACCGCCCACCACGCCUCCCUCAUAGGCGCACAGUUAGCCCUCCUCAAUGCUCGCUUCCUACAGCUGGGAUACGCCCCAUUCAGCCCGGGAAAGUACCCCUUCGACUCUGUAUUCCUCCCUACUUUCCCACCAACCCCACUCCCCUACCACCAUUACCCACAACUUUUUUCUCAUAAACCUUUUGAGGCAUUUGACUCUCCGCCAGCUUUUCCUACUUCAAAAAAUCAUGACCUACCUUUGCCAGUCAGUGGUGAAAGUGGUUAUUUUGCAAAAGAAAGUAACAAUGUAACAAAAGAUCGUCAAAAUAUUUCAAGAACUGUAAGAGAAAAGGACAAUUUUGCAAAAGAAAGUGACAUUUUUACAAGACAGAGUGAAAAUUUGACGAGAGAAAGUGGACGUAUUUCUUCUGGGUCUCAUGAUGAUAAAGACAGCAAAUUGCUGCCAAGUAUUUGGGAGAAGAACGCAGACAGCAAUGAUAGACCCACCACCACCACCACCACUGACAUCACCACCACCACCACCACCACUGACACCACCACCACCAGCAGAGCUUCUGCAGACGACAGUUCCAGCGGUCACGUGAUGGUGACGUCGCGCGCAGAUUCCAGAUCGCCGCCAGACGUCAAGACAGAAAGGCAGGAAAGCGACGACGACAAUGAUGAUGACGUAAUUGAGAUAUCGUGUACGUCACGACAACAAGAUGGCGGUGACGAGGAAGAGGACCAGAAGUUGUCCUUCUCUCUCUCCCCAGAAUCCUCCACUUCCUCCUCGUCAGAUUGCUCGUGGAAGAAUAGUUGUGAAAACAGUUAGUGAAAACCUCGAACAAUUGGUCAGUGAAAACCUCGAAUAGUUGGCCAGUGAAAAUAUCGAACAGUUGAUCAGUCAAAACCUUGAGCAAUUCGUUUGUGAAAAACAUCUCUCUCAUCAUCAUCAGUGAAAACCUCUGAAGACAGUGAGGGAAAACCUCGAAUAGCUGGCCAGUGAGACUCGAACAGUUGUAAAAACAGUAAAAAGCAUCGAAUAGUUGGUCAGUAAAACUCGGACUGUUGUCAAGAUAGUCUCGACAGUGAAAAUCGUCAACAGUUAAGUCGAUACUUGUCAACCUUUGCAUAGCUAGUACCCACUUUUGCCACCUUUAAAAGGCUAAAACUUUCAUAUCGUCCACAUGUGUUAUUAUGUUUUUCUUAGCGGGGCAGAAAAAAACAACAACUUAUCACUGCCCUGUAAAUCGAAUCUUGUACUGGUGUUUGUGGUAUCGCGGUUUGGCGCUUGACUGUCACAUGCAGGAGACCCGAGUUCGAUUCCCGAGUGGGGAGAAAUUUGUAUCGAGUAUCUCUGGCUUUCUGCUGGGACAUUGUGUCCUUUUCAGCCCGGGUCGGCCCUGAGAGGCACAGUCUGAAACCUGCUUCCUGACAGGGCUAAAUUUUGUUGAUGGAGGAGUAAAAACGCCUGCAUAAAAAAUUUAAAACCUUGAACUUGACCAUAGGAGAAGUCAUGACCUUGUCAAACAAAUGCACUUUGAACUUGUCUAUAUAAUGACCUUGUCUAUAGCAUGACAUUUGAGUUUGUCUUUUUGCAAAAUGAUAAAUUCUUUUAGUGUCGCGUCACAGGCACCCAGACGGUGCUGAAGCGGGACCACAUGUAACCUAAUACCGAUAACAGUAUUUCGUCCACAGACCUGAGACUGUACUAAGUCCGAGAGUGACAUUUUUCAGGAGAGAGAAAGAGAAAAAAAAUACUAUUUCAUUUUUAAAAAAAAUUGUACAAACAUUACGUAGCCUAUUUUUCUUGCUUCAUUCAACUUGUAGAUUUUGAAUUUUGUCGAAACAUUUCUUGAACACUAGCAACUGAUACCUGAGAUGAAAGUCUGCAAUAAAUUCAAAAUUCAAAAUUCGAA